Alnus glutinosa is the source of this 812-nucleotide messenger RNA. Its product is annotated as ethylene-responsive transcription factor 1-like. The record is from RefSeq and is a predicted model, not a curated record. Gene Ontology annotation, biological process: regulation of DNA-templated transcription; ethylene-activated signaling pathway. Lineage: Eukaryota; Viridiplantae; Streptophyta; Magnoliopsida; Fagales; Betulaceae. The transcript has a single exon. Gene Ontology annotation, molecular function: DNA binding; DNA-binding transcription factor activity. Bases 97 to 762 code for a protein of 221 amino acids.
CUCAGUCAACGACGCAGCUGAUCAAAGUCGUUCGAAUCGUACGUAAACCUUUUUCACAAGCAAAAGAAUUACAACUUUCCAUACAUAGUAAGAUCGAUGGACUUGGCUGUCUUAGAAUCGAUCCGGCAGCACCUUCUCGGCGAUUCCGAAACUACUGGGAGUUUCCCGGCGAUGAGCUUCGACAAUGCCCAGGUGGUCAGAAAUGUUGUUCUUACCGAGAGUUGGGGUGCAUUGCCGGCGUUUAAAGUCGACGACACGGCAACAACAAGAACUGAAUUGACAGAGGCGCGUGAAAAACAAGCGCCGCGAUUUAGGGGAGUGAGGAGGAGGCCGUGGGGGAAGUAUGCUGCGGAGAUAAGGGACCCAAAGAAGGGCGGCAUGCGGGUUUGGCUCGGGACUUACGAAGCGGCUGAGGAUGCGGCUUUGGCUUACGACCAAGCCGCUUUCAAGAUGCGCGGCUCGAAAGCCAAGCUCAAUUUUCCGCACUUGAUUGGCUCGAGCGGAGCCGAGCCCGUUAGAGUGACUCCCAAGCGCCGCCGCUCAUUGGAGCCGUCGUCAUCGUCGUCGGAUAACGGCUCUCCGAAGACGAAGCGGAGCAAGAGUGGCGGUGGCUCGAUGGCUCAUGCCGAGUUGAUUUAUGAAAGUAGUUCAAUAGAGAUUUCAAUGGCUAAUGAAUCAGUUGCACGGUGGACUUUUGAUCAUCUGACUAAUGGCAUCCCUAAUCCCUUCUUUACAUAUGAUCAACAAACAAAUUGUAAGUGAAGGCCUUAUUGUCUUCCCAUUAAGCAAAUUUUCUUUUUGGGGCUUUAAUU